Messenger RNA from Toxotes jaculatrix (banded archerfish), 687 nucleotides. It is a transcript of the gene mrps14, whose product is annotated as mitochondrial ribosomal protein S14. The coding region runs from base 25 to 441 and encodes 138 amino acids. Lineage: Eukaryota; Metazoa; Chordata; Actinopteri; Toxotidae. The transcript is spliced from 3 exons. Gene Ontology annotation, molecular function: structural constituent of ribosome. Gene Ontology annotation, biological process: translation. Gene Ontology annotation, cellular component: ribosome; mitochondrial small ribosomal subunit. The record is from RefSeq and is a predicted model, not a curated record.
UUUGCACAACAAAUCAAAUCCAAUAUGGCAGCCCACAGGAUAGCAUGUUUGGGGUUAAAUGCCCUUUAUUCCACUGUCUGCGGCCCGAAGCAGGCACUGAGGACAUGCUGGGGGGCUGUGGAGCAGGUGAGAAGUUACUACGUUGACUGGAGGAUGCUGAGGGACGUCAAGAGAAGGCAGAUGGCUUUUGACUAUGCUGAUGAGAGGCUACGGAUCAAUGCACUGAGAAAGAACACCAUCCUGCCAAAAGAGCUUCAGGAGUUGGCAGAUAAAGAAAUUGCAGCACUACCUCGAGACAGCUGCCCUGUGAGAAUACGCAACAGGUGUGUGAUGACUUCCCGACCCCGGGGAGUGAAGCGGAGGUGGCGACUGAGUCGGAUUGUCUUCCGUCAUCUAGCUGAUCACAACCAGAUGUCUGGGAUCCAGAGGGCAAGAUGGUGACAUGGGAUCAUUAGUGUAUGGAGUCUUUAAGAACAUCGACUAUGAUGAAACACUUCCACCGCCACCUACAGAAGUGUGGAAGGUAUCCUUUGUGUAGAUUGUGUGUCCAUGUUUCCUCAUGGCUCUUCUAAAUAUGAACAACGACAAAAUGCCUAGUAUUUAAAGAGAAAAUUAUCGUGACUAUUAAGUGGAGCAAAUAUCCAUGUAACUUUCUGUAUUUGGAAAUGGAUGAAUAAAUACUGUUGC